CCGCCUCUGUGAAUGGGGGGCCGGGCCGCGGGUAGGGUGACCGCAAGUGGCAACAAUGUAAAAAAAAAAAUCCGUUUCAUUCACUCGGAGCUUGCAACUCCCGCGAAAGAGCCGCUGAGCAGCCGCCGCCGCCGAGGGGGCAGGGAACGGGGGCAGUUUCCCUGCACAUCCCUGCAACUUUGGGCUGAGGGACGGGGGGGCAUCACUGAUGAGCGUGAGGCACUCGCAGUAAAACACCGGGGUGGGGGGGAGGAGAGGCCGCCUGCCCCCCAGCCUCUGCCUUUUGCAUUUCAUUUCGGUGCAAGGUUGGUGCCUUUGGCUUCUGCCUGUUUCAGCCUGGAGUGAAGGCGAGGGCGGGGGAGGAUCCUGGCUGCGGGAGGGAAGCUGCACAGUGCUGCGAACCGGGACCGCCCUGAGGAACCUGUUGGAGCCCGGAGCCGAGCCUGUUCCCCGGAUCUCAUCCCAGUCUGGUUUUACAGGUGUGGGGAAGGCGCCCGAGAAAAGCCACAACUCCCCGGGGAACGGAAGGGAAGAAGGAGCCUUUCCUAGAAGAAGAACUUGGUGAAAAGUUUGGUUUGGGGGUGGGGGAAGAAAUGAUUCACUCUUGGGAAUAUUUGUGGCUCUCUUGCUGGGCUGUGGAAUUGCCGAGGAAGACGGGGCGGCUCUAAGACCGAAGGACCCCCCCCCCCGCAUCGCUAUUGCUGAGUGCGAAGUUGCCUGUUUUAUGGUUCUUGUCCUCCUCGGAAGAGGUGGGAUGUGUCCGUGUGGCGGUGCUCUCGGGGAGAAGAGGACCCACAAACUUUGCCUGCUGACUUUGCUCCCCUUUGGCGAGGGCUGGGCCAGGACUGCUCAGAAAGGGUAAGGGGGGGGUCGCUUGCAACCUGUCGCUUGAUUCCGCCGACUGCCGCUGUUCCUGGCUCUCCUUUUCCUUUACAUUGGCACCGAUUGGAUUGAAGAUAUUUUCAUUUUUAAAGCCAUGGGAUCCCUUCACUUCUCCUGCAGGAAAACCGCCUACAGAGUUUGAGAACCAGGGACUUUGCUGGUGCAGAGAGAAUGCACGAGAACAAGGCGAAAGGAGAAAGUUAUCGGUGAAUUCUCCCCCUCACCCUCACAGGACUUUCAUCCACCGCUGGAUUAUUUAAAACAAAAAUCCCCACAGCCCCACCUACACCCACAAAAUCAGAUCAUCCUGAAGACUGGCAAUACUUUUGUUUCCAAAAGAUCCGAUUGCAACAGACUUUGCAACAAGGGGCGACUGCACACAGGAACUGCACAUGCUGCCUAGCAAUGAUUGCAAAAGGGGAUCCGCUGCUCUGAAUGAAUCAGGAGUGUUUAGUUGCAUCAAGAGAAAGGGCAGCCAGAGGCUCUGGGAAUAAAUGAACCGGUUGCAUUCUUGGUAAAGCGAAGCCUUGCAGAUAAAUCGGAAGGUGGGGGGGAGAGAGAGAGAAAAGAAGGAAGAAAGGACGAUAAAAUACGAUGGUGCAUUUGGAGGUGGCCGUGCUGCUGGUAGCCCUCGUCGGGGUUUGUGUCUGGACUGAUGAUACUGGGAAAGUUAUCUCGGAUCGUUAUGCUGUUUAUUGGAACAAGAGCAACCCCAGGUUCCAUGGGGGGGACUACACGGUGGAGGUGAGCAUCAACGACUACCUGGAUAUCUACUGCCCUCACUAUGAGGACCCCUUCCCGGCGGACAAGAUGGAGCGGUAUAUCCUGUACAUGGUCAAUUACGAGGGUCACGCUUCCUGCGACCACCGGCAGAAAGGCUUCAAGCGCUGGGAGUGCAACAGGCCCGACUCCCCCAACGGGCCCCUGAAGUUCUCAGAGAAGUUCCAGCUCUUCACUCCCUUCUCUCUAGGAUUUGAGUUCAGACCAGGGCACGAGUAUUACUACAUCUCUGCUUCUCCCCCUAACAUGGUGGACAGGCCCUGCUUAAAGCUGAAGGUUUAUGUUCGACCAACGAAUGACUCCCUGUACGAAUCUCCGGAGCCUAUUUUCACCAGCAAUAACUCCUGCUGCAGCCUCAGGGUCCCGCACCUCAUCCUCGUGGUGCCGGUGUUUUGGACUGUUCUCACUUCCUAGCCCCGAGAGGAGAAAACAAAGGAAGAGGGGAGCGGUUUGGCAGGGAAAGGAGGAGAGAGACAGACACACGCAGGAGAAGAGACGUGUUCUGUCUGCCUCCGGGGAGAAGGAACCCUCUCGAGCCAGCCUUUUGCUUUGUUUUUUUAAAAAGUUUUCUCUUUCACGAUAACCUUUGAACUGCGACUCCUGAGCCGGGAGGUGGGGUUGGGCAGGGGACACGAGGAAGGAUUUUUUCCCUAUCCCGGCCUUACUCCCAGCUCGGAGCAUUUCUGUUCCUGGCGUGGAUUCGCUUGGAAGAAGGCUGCAAAAUUUCUACCGAUGUACAAAAUAUCACACCCCUGCCCCGCACCUCGGCAGUCUGGUUUGGGGGUGGGGGCGGGGAAUGACAAAAUAACAGUGGAAAAGAGCAGCGUGGGAUCGGCGCUGGUUUCCUGCUUCCGGGACGGCCCCUUUUCGUGGUGCUGGGCUCAGCUCGCUUUGACCCUCCUUGUAGGAUUUUGCUUUUGAAAUUUCUAGACCAAAUAUUAGAAUCCUUUUAUUAUUAUAUUUUUUGUGUGCUUUUCUUGCACUUCUUGAGACUUAGCCACAAAACGACACCCCCGCCUCCCGUCCGUGGUUCAGAAAUCUCCGUGAGCAGCAUUCCCCUUCCAAGCCGUCAUGGGAAUGCAGGAUCAGGGGCUAGCUUGGGCUUUCCUUCCCGGGUUUUCCACGAUGCUCAGACAGAUUCAGUCCCUGGCUCCAAGCAGGGGAGGUUGGUGGCUGGCGAACAAACAAGGUGCCCGGACUCUGGGACGUGCCGGAUCCGGGCCGAGAACGACAGUGCUCACUGCUUUUUUGUUUUGGAGACUAGCCCAUCUGUUUGCCGUUGCUGGUACCACUGGACUCAGCGCCACCUGGGCAGAGCGGUGCCAACACCUUAAUGCUCCUUUCAGGGCCUGUGUUUUGGAGGCAGGGGGCCAGAUGGAAACAGGCCAUCAGAGGCUUUUUGGAGGAGCGCUGACCUGGCUUGGUUGUCAGAACCUUGUGGGACGACUGUACGGUUUUCAUGGAUAUGUGGGUGGUUUCUUUGGGCGGGGG
This is a messenger RNA of Mauremys reevesii (Reeves's turtle), 3153 nucleotides long. RefSeq names its product ephrin A2 (gene EFNA2). The transcript has 4 exons. The record is from RefSeq and is a predicted model, not a curated record. Bases 1477 to 2076 code for a protein of 199 amino acids. Gene Ontology annotation, biological process: osteoclast differentiation; axon guidance; ephrin receptor signaling pathway. NCBI's taxonomy places the organism in Eukaryota, Metazoa, Chordata, Testudines, Geoemydidae. Gene Ontology annotation, molecular function: ephrin receptor binding. Gene Ontology annotation, cellular component: plasma membrane.